Messenger RNA from Ananas comosus (pineapple), 1742 nucleotides. RefSeq names its product squamosa promoter-binding-like protein 14. Bases 299 to 1489 code for a protein of 396 amino acids. Gene Ontology annotation, cellular component: nucleus. Lineage: Eukaryota; Viridiplantae; Streptophyta; Magnoliopsida; Poales; Bromeliaceae. The record is from RefSeq and is a predicted model, not a curated record. The transcript has 4 exons. Gene Ontology annotation, molecular function: DNA binding.
AUGGCCCAUAUGGCAGGUGUGUGCAUUGCAUUUGCGCCAGCAAAAAAAUUAAAUAAAUAAUAAAUAACCCAAAGCAACAAAGUUUUUCCCCCCUCCCGUCUCCUCCUCCUCUCUUUCCCAUAAUUACUAUUGGUAUUGGUAUUAUUAUAAAAAGACAACCCACUCUCCUGUUGGUCCCUCUUUCUCUCUCUCUCCCUCUCUCUCUCUCUCUCUCUCUCUCUCGCUCUGUGUCAUCUCUCUCUCUCUCUCUGAGGUCUUGAGAGGCGAUAAUGAGUGGGUUGUAGAGGAGCGUGGGGAAAUGGAGAAGGGCUCGGGCUCCCUUGGGCCCUCUGGGCCUGACGCCCUUAAUGGGCUCAAGUUCGGGAAGAAGAUCUACUUCGAGGACGGCGGCGGCGGCGGCGGCGGUGGCGGCGGCGGAGGAGGAGGAGGAGAGAGCUCCUCGUCGUCGUCGUCGUCCUCCGCCACGUCGUCCUCCAUGGGAGCGAAGAAGGGGAAGGGGGCGGCGCAGGGGACGCCGAGGUGCCAAGUGGAGGGGUGCCACGUGGAUCUCACCGGGGCCAAGGCCUACUACUGUAGGCACAAGGUGUGCGCCAUGCAUUCCAAGGCCCCUAGGGUUGUUGUGGGAGGGUUGGAGCAGAGGUUUUGCCAACAAUGUAGCAGGUUCCAUCAGUUGCCUGAGUUUGACCAAGGAAAAAGGAGCUGCCGCAGACGUUUGGCUGGUCACAACGAGCGUCGUAGGAAACCACCCGUCCCUUUGUCAUCUCGCUACGGCCGCCUGCCACCAUCCUUUCAUGGAACUAGGGACUAUUCUCAAUUGGAAAUGGAUCGGGAAUAUAUCCUUUCAUCUCGGGAAUACAGAUCCAACGGAGGAUGCUGGGAUUGCAAGUUUCCAUCGGAGGCCCCUUCGCCAAAGGACCCCAGCAGAUUCAGGAGCUUUAUUAUGGACUUCACUAAUUACCCGAGGCUCCCAAGUACUACUACCAAUGCAAGGGAUGUGUGGCCAACUGUUAGUAGGGCCGGUGAUCGAUUCGCCUCCGCUGCCCCUAACCCAUGGCCAUUGGAUUAUCAUCGAACAGCUGGCUCACAUGGGAACGUCUUCUCGCCCACGGAACUCCCGCCGCACGAAUGCUUCUCAGGAGUCGCCACUGACUCUAGCUGUGCUCUCUCUCUUCUGUCAACUCAGCCAUGGGGUAACCAUACUACCAGUAACCGAACUCCGGUAAUGCCGCAUAGCCAUGUGCCUCAAUCAGUUGGUCCUGGAAAUUUCACAAACAGUUCAUGGGGGUUUAGAGGCCAUGUAGAAAGACCCGGUUCACACGAAAUGCCUAAUGAAAUGGGAAUAGGAAUAUUACCCGGCGCUGCAGGAGCUGGGAAUGAUCAAUUCACCGGUGAACUCGAGUUAGAUCUGCAGGGGAAUGGACCGAACCCAGAUCAUGGCUCGAGCAGGGGGUUCGACCACUCGGGUCACGGCAUGCACUGGUCUCUCUAGGCGAUGGCUUGUGUGUCGUUCUUUAAGUCGUGGAUCAUUUUGGUCUCAUUUUGCUUCUCCAUGGUUGUUGUUUUAUCAAGUUCAUGAACUUGAAUCUCCUUUCUGUUGCUAGUAUGGCUGAAAGAUCUGUUAGAUCUUAAAACUCAUCCGCUAUGUUCCAAACCUUAUGGCUUUACUAAGUAUUAUUUGUGUCUUGUGGAGUUUUAAUUGAUGUACCUAGUUUUCUCAUGGUAAAUUUUUCUUAUCUAGAUUA